Penaeus vannamei (Pacific white shrimp) is the source of this 582-nucleotide messenger RNA. Lineage: Eukaryota; Metazoa; Arthropoda; Malacostraca; Decapoda; Penaeidae. The record is from RefSeq and is a predicted model, not a curated record.
AUGUCAGAUGUAUUUGAUAAGAUGGGAUACAUGUGUAAAACACACUCGUCACUCACGGCUCAGCAGACUAAGGACGUCAUGAAAAACAUUAGGGAUGGUGAUGAGCUAACAGACGUCGGAUGUGCUAUAUUUGUCAUUUGUGGAUAUAGUGUAAAUGGCAGGAGUGUUCUUACGUCUGACAUGAAAUGUGUAGACAUCGACUAUAUGUUGAAUGCGUUCAAAGAUUCCGAAUGUCCUCAGCUCAAAAACAAACCCAAACUUUUCAUUUUCAACUUGUUUAACAUGAAUGAAGUUAUCGAGACUUCAAGCAGUGAAAGUCCAAAAGUGAUGAGGUUGACAGAUCCCCUGAACGACAUGGCUUGUCUAUAUUCGAACAGCAUUGGUGUGAACUGCGUCCCGAAUGGGAAAGGAACCUCCUUCAGCUGGUCCUUGUGUCGCACUUUGGCAGAACAUGCUGCUGAGCAUGAACUUUGUGAUUUUUACAGAGAAUUCCUGAAAGAAUACAACAAGAGCUCUCCUAGUUUCUCACCUGAAUUGAGGUACUUUGGCUUCACCAAGAAAUUCUUCUUUAAUCCUAUGUAA